Periophthalmus magnuspinnatus is the source of this 967-nucleotide messenger RNA. Its product is annotated as Ferritin, lower subunit-like. Gene Ontology annotation, molecular function: ferric iron binding; ferrous iron binding. Lineage: Eukaryota; Metazoa; Chordata; Actinopteri; Gobiiformes; Gobiidae. The transcript has 5 exons. Gene Ontology annotation, cellular component: cytoplasm. Gene Ontology annotation, biological process: iron ion transport; intracellular iron ion homeostasis. The record is from RefSeq and is a predicted model, not a curated record. The coding region runs from base 190 to 714 and encodes 174 amino acids.
AGUCCUCAGCACAACAAACAUAUGACGUGUUAGCAUUAGCACAUGACGCUAGCAUGUUAGCAUAGCAGCGCCAUACAAGGGGCGGCACUGUUUGUGAGUCAGGACAGAUAAAAGCGUGCAAGACGGAGAGAUAAAGACAGAACUUCAACGAGGACGUGGAGCAUCGUCUCCUGUGCAAAUAAACCAGAAAUGCAGUCCGUGGUGAAGCACAACUUUCAUGUGGAGUCGGAGGCAGACGUCAACAAACUGAUCAACUUGAAACUCACGGCAUCCUACACGUAUCUGGCUCUUGGGAUGUAUUUUGACAGGGAUGAUGUAGCACUGCCAAAAUUCUCCAGCUUUUUCCUUGCACAAUCCGUAAAGGAAAGGGACCAGGCUGAGAAACUGCUGGAAUAUCAGAACAUGAGAGGAGGACGCAUUUUACUUCAGACCAUAGCUAAACCAGCUCGAGAGGACUGGAGAGGUGGACUGGAUGCAGUGUCCUUCUCUUUGGAUUAUCAGAAAUCACUCAACACCUGCAUUCUGGACAUCCACCGCCGAGCUGGCAACAAUGGUGAUCCUCAUCUGUGUGAUUUUCUGGAAGAACAUUUUCUUCAAAACAGCCAUGAAACCAUCAAGAAGCUUGGUGACUAUGCGGGCAGUCUGGGCCGUAUAGCCACAAAUGAAACUUCUGGUGCAAUGGGAGAAUACCUUUUUGAUAAACACACUCUUUAAGGCAAUGUAGCAACACGUUCUCCCACAAAUCUCAAAAAGCUAAUUACAAAUACCUCAUUUUUACAGUAGUAACAACUGUUUUGCAAGAAGCUACUCAUUUCUAAAGGUACAAUAUGCUUUCUUUGCUGCUGGGUUGAAAUUAGACUGUGCGAUGUUAACAUUCCGUUAUGUUGGAAAAUUGCAAAUCAUCUUUAUUCAAACACCAAAGCUGAUUUGGAUAAUUUGGGACAAAAUAAAACUUUAACUAAGAUAA